AUGCUGAAAUUUAUCUGCCUCGUUACGUGUGCGGUUGCGGUCGUCUCGGGCUACCGUCUGCACCACCAUCACCAGCCCCAGGAAGAGCAUCACCAACCCCAGCCGGAGAUCCACCACCACAAGGUAGAACAUCAUGAGGAACACGUCUACGAGAUUCCGCAUGAUUACUAUGCCCACGCCAAAUACAAGUUCGACUACGGUGUUCAGGACCCGCACACCGGAGAUCACAAGACACACUGGGAAGAACGCGAUGGAGAUGUGGUGCGGGGUGCUUACACGAUCUUCGAUUCCGACGGUAGCACUCGGAUAGUGGAGUACACCGCUGAUCCAUUGCACGGGUUCAAUGCUGUCGUGAAGAAAGUUCAGCACGAACCUCUGGUGCAGCACGAACCGGAAGUGAAGCACCAGCACCACCAACACCAGCAUCCUGUGUAUGAGCACGGGCACGAACAUUCGCAUCACGAGUAG
Messenger RNA from Malaya genurostris, 468 nucleotides. Its product is annotated as larval cuticle protein A2B-like. The coding region runs from base 1 to 468 and encodes 155 amino acids. The transcript is spliced from 2 exons. Gene Ontology annotation, cellular component: extracellular matrix. The record is from RefSeq and is a predicted model, not a curated record. NCBI's taxonomy places the organism in Eukaryota, Metazoa, Arthropoda, Insecta, Diptera, Culicidae.